AUGGUUACACACACGUCCACACAAUUAAUCACGAUGCCACCAACUUUUUGUACUACGACUGCGUCAAGGAGUCAAUUAAUUCAGAAGGUUUUUCCACAUCUUACGCAAAACUAUACAAGUCAUAAAUGGCUUAGCGAGCGCGCUAUCCUAGCAGCUACAAACAACGAUGUCCACAUGAUUAAUUAUUCAAUUCAAAAUGAAAUACCCGGAGAACCUACAACUUAUAAAUCGAUCGACACAGUAAUGAACCAGGACGAAGUUGUCCAUUACCCCACUGAAUUUUUAAAUUCACUUGAUUUGCCAGGCAUGCCUCCACACGAUUUAACAUUAAAAAUUGGUGUUCCCAUAAUUCUUCUCCGGAACAUAAAUCCACCACGACUUUGUAAUGGUACAAGGCUUGCAGUGAAAAUGCUAAUGAAAAAUAUCAUUGAAGCAACAAUUUUAAAUGGCAAAUAUAAGGGUACUGAUGUUCUGCUGCCACGUAUUCCUAUGAUACCAACUGACAUGCCUUUUGAGUUCAAACGAUUGCAGUUUCCUAUACGACUUGCUUUCGCAAUGACCAUUAAUAAAUCUCAAGGACAAUCGUUACAAGUUUGUGGAAUUGAUUUGGAGAACCCAUGCUUUUCACACGGACAACUAUACGUAGCCUGUUCACGCGUCGGUAAACCUUCCGAUUUAUUUAUGUUCAUUCCAAAUGGGAAAACUAAAAAUAUUGUGUACCCUCAAGCCCUUUUGUAAAUAUAUUUCUGAAUGUCUUUAUCCACAAAAGUCUAAAAUUUCAUUUCGUUUUUAUAAAUAUUCUCCUACUCCUUACA
This is a messenger RNA of Trichogramma pretiosum, 815 nucleotides long. RefSeq names its product ATP-dependent DNA helicase PIF1-like. The record is from RefSeq and is a predicted model, not a curated record. The transcript has a single exon. Bases 1 to 738 code for a protein of 245 amino acids. NCBI's taxonomy places the organism in Eukaryota, Metazoa, Arthropoda, Insecta, Hymenoptera, Trichogrammatidae.